AUGACCUGUAGAGGUCGCAAGUUGAAGUGCGACGAAGCAAAGCCAAUCUGCGGCCCUUGCGUCAAAGCAGAUCGGGAAUGCCGAUUCGAAGAGCGAAGUAUAUUUCGUAAUCACAAUGUUGCCUCGCCGAUUCGAGAGCCAAGACGAAGGUGUCGCGGUCCGAAACGAAAGAGUUGGGACACUGCGGAAGAGCCUGAAGACCAGACGUGGGUGGAGGUACCUAGCGAGCUCACAUUCAUUCAAGUUGAAGACCCCUACUCUCCAGAGGGUGAGAGCGCGUUGCAGAGUAACAAUUUUGAGAACGGAGGAAGCAACGAUGUUCCGGCAGGGGAAGGUGAAGAGGCUCAAGCUGGAGACAGCUCAACACCCAGGUCAAAUCAUGAUUCGGGAAUCAGACUACCACAAUCCAGCUCUAUCUUACACCAACAAAUAGAGCUAGACCCGAAUCUGGCUUCCUGUGGUGACCAACCCCAUGAAUAUCCGGAUCGCUCUCUGUUUAGCUCUCCCGGCUGGAGGACACCAGCGACCAAUUUUACAGCUGAAACGCCAGCAAGUAUUGGGGUUUCGAGUUCAACACCCAAGACCUCUUCUAGGCACGCGGACUCCAAAGUCAGUGUGUCUCACAUGCUGCGGCACUUCAAAGAAGGCCCCGGUCAAUGGAUGGACCUUUUUGAUACAACCGCCUAUUUUUCAUCAAAAGUCCCAGUGCUCGCCGCAACAAGACCUUUGCUCAAGUCUGCAGUCUGCGCUCUUUCCGCGAAACAUCUACAACACGUCCACCAUGUCUCGACCCCAGAAAAUCAGAAAGGGUUCUUGCUCCCAUUCGCGGACGAAGAGACGUGGAAAUACCAGUCUGCAAAGAACUACGAUCAAGCACUGGGGUUUCUCAAAACGGCCAUCAACCUUGGAGCAUACAAUGACAGCCCCUCCGAUAAGGAAGAGAUGCUCGCUGCAGUGGCAAUACUAUGCCUUUAUGAACUAAUGGACGCUCCAGGCACAGCAUGGAAGGCCCAUCUCAGCGCGCUACCUUUAUUCAAUGACACAUCAGCCGCAAUGCCGGCCCAGUCCUCGGUAAUAAUUCCAAAAACUGCGAUCAAGGGUCCUAUUUUCUGGAGUCUAGCGAGACAGGAUCUACUUUGCGCUUUUAUCAGCGAAACAUACACCCGCUUGGACCUGAAAGACGUACGACUCUGGCAGAAUGUUGGGCUGGUUACGGAUGAGCAUGGAAACCUAUUCCCCUCACCCGCGGCGAGUCCUUUCGAUACGCAGAGCACUCUUGGAAUUGAAGAAGACAUGAAAAGCAACGAGCUCACCUGGCUUCUCGGCAAGAUCGCCAACCAUCUCACCGCGGGAGACUCCAUCAUUCCGGAAGAUUUCAUACUCCCCCGCGAAGAACGCCCAUACAUCGGACUGACGCAGGAGCUCCUCCAUGACCGAUGGGAGAUCCUCAUGUCCGAGCUUGAUAAAUGGUAUGACUGUCUGCCAUCGACCUUCACGGAAGCUGCCCGCACACUGGGCCAAGGGAGCUGUGAGUCCGGGCACAAGCUUGCGCUGGAGACUUUUGAGCAAAUUUGGUACGAUUUGCCACUAUGUGCCGCGACAGUGCAAAGCUAUCACCAAGCCAGGAUAUUGUUGUUGGUCAAUCAACCUCAGCAGUCGACAGCCAUUCGAUCAACGGUUUCUGCGCGAUUGAGGGCAUACCGACACGCGUUGAAGGAGGCGCUUUAUCAUGCUAGGGAAAUUUGUGGGAUCAAUCUUGCUAAUCCGACGGAUUCUGUGAGGAUCAAUUCUGUGCAGGCUCUCUUUGUUGCUGGGCAGGUUUUUCAAGGACGGCGGGAGCAAGAUGCUGUUCUUGAGAUUCUUGCUGGUAUUGAAAGGGACCUGGGAUGGACGACACAGUACCAUGUUGCAAAAUUGAUUGAUGAAUGGGGACGGCACGAUGAAAUGUCAAUUGAAUGA
Messenger RNA from Penicillium olsonii, 1959 nucleotides. The record is from the annotation of a GenBank genome assembly. Lineage: Eukaryota; Fungi; Ascomycota; Eurotiomycetes; Eurotiales; Aspergillaceae.